AUGAGCGGAGCGCGUACCAGCCUCCGCGAACGCACGAACAACCAAGUCACAACUCGAAAUAAGAAAAUUCAGGCUUCAGGCUCCAACGCUACGCUCGCCCCUGAGGGAUGGAUCAACUAUAGAAAGGCGUACGUGUGUACGCACGCCGGUAAGUACAGUCUGCGUGGCCAAGGGAAGAGGAAGCGACAGCAAUCCCGCGCGUUAGUGUGUGCAACCCAGAUCAACGCCUGUGGUCAAGUGGUCGACGGCAGAGAGCCUACGUUUACACUGCGGAUAACUAGCUCAAGAUUGGAGCACAAUCACCCGCUCAACAAACGGUUUUUCAACCAGUACCCCCAUAACCGAACUGCAUUAGAACCAGAAGUGGUUACGACGGUGAAUGCGCUCCGAAAAGCAGGUGCAAAAGAGGAGAACAUACUCGUCUACAUUCACGACAACUCAACCUGCAAUCCUACCCUCCAAGACGUGCAUAACCUGGUCGGAAAACUCAAGAAACAAGAACACACGGCUAACACAAGCGCAAAAAGACUGAAGCAAUGGAUGGUCGAGUUUUCGGAACAAACCGGUAAUGUUGAGCGCAUAUUUGUGGAUACGGUACAAGAGAAGCAUACGCGUGAACUAUUCAACUUGUAUCCGGUGGUGCUUAUGAUAGAUGCCACUCACGGCACCAAUUUGUCCAAGUAUAAGGUGUUCUCUAUCAUGACGCACGACGCGUUUGACAAUGAGCAGUUUGUUCAGCAUGCAAUCAUGAGAAAUGAGCGUACAUCGACGCUUUUGACGGCUUUGGAGGAGUUUGAGAGAGACAAUCCGUCGUAG
This is a messenger RNA of Phytophthora nicotianae INRA-310, 816 nucleotides long. RefSeq lists its product as hypothetical. The record is from RefSeq and is a predicted model, not a curated record. The transcript is spliced from 4 exons. The coding region runs from base 1 to 816 and encodes 271 amino acids. NCBI's taxonomy places the organism in Eukaryota, Oomycota, Peronosporomycetes, Peronosporales, Peronosporaceae.